AUGAAGGCACAAAUUUAUAUGAAUAAAACCAAAACAUAUCAAGACUUGGGUAAUAUAAAUCCACUUAAGUCUUUAGUUGAACAGACAAAUGAUCUACUUUAUGGUUUAUGGACUAGUAAACAUAUUAGUCAAAAACAAUAUGAAAAGUUAAGAGUAAAUAAAGAUGACGCUGAAUUAGUUCAUCUUUAUUUCUUACCUAAAGCACAUAAACCAAAUACACCAUUGCGACCAAUAAUGGCUGGUCUUAAAUCUCCUACCAUCAAGAUUUCUAGAUGGUUAGAUGGUUUAUCAAGACUCCUGUUUGAUCGUUUAGCAGUUGAUACAACUGUUAUAAAUGGUGUUCAAUUAAUUAAACAAGUAGAAAGAUGGUCGGCUAGUAAUCUUACAUUAGCCACAUCAUUCAUAGUAAUGGAUGUAACAGAUCUAUAUACAAUGAUCCCGCAGGAAGGAGGAGUAACAGCCAUUAAACGCCUGAUGGAAACGUCAAAUUUAAAACAAAUCAAUGGUGUUAAAAAAGAGAUUAUCUCAGCUCUUACCAGAUUUGUAAUGACUAAUA
Molecule: messenger RNA, 556 nt
Organism: Adineta steineri
Lineage: Eukaryota; Metazoa; Rotifera; Eurotatoria; Adinetida; Adinetidae
Source: the annotation of a GenBank genome assembly